AUGGCGUCCAUCCCCACGACCCAAAACGCCGUCGUAAUCGAAACAACCGGCGGGCCUGAAGUCCUCCAAUUCCGCACCGAACAUCCCGUCCCUCAACCCAAGGAAGGCGAAAUCCUCGUGAAAAACAACAUUUCAGGCCUCAACUUCAUCGAUACCUAUUUCCGUACGGGACUUUAUACAUCGCCCAAACCGGAGAUUCUGGGCCGAGAAGCGGCCGGUACGAUCGUUGCGCUGGGCCCUGGUGCAGACAACCAGUAUGGAUUACAGGUCGGUGAUCGAGUGAUAUGGAUGCACAAUUCAGGAUAUGCGCAAUACACAGCUGUGCCGGCAAAGACAGCCAUCAAAAUUCCUGACGGUGUGAAGGAUGAGGAUAUCGUUGCUUCGUUUUUGAGUGGGUUGACGGUUCUUACGUUGGUCAAGGAGACGUAUGCCGUGCAAAAAGGGGAUGUGGUGCUCGUGCAUGCUGCGGCAGGUGGUGCUGGAUUUCUGAUGGUGCAGAUUCUCAAGUCGCUUGGUGCGGUUGUCAUAGGCACUGCGGGCGGACCGGAAAAAGUUGCACUUGUCAAGGGGCUGGGCGCUGAUCAUGUUAUUGAUUAUCGGAGCGAGGAAGGGAAGGAUUGGGUUAAGAUUGUCAAGGAGAUUACAAAUGGGCGCGGUGUCGAUGUGGUCUAUGACUCGGUAGGUAAAGAUACGUGGGAGGGAAGUUUGGAGGUUGUGAAGAGAAAGGGCUUUGUGACUUGGUUUGGAAAUGCCAGUGGUCCUGUUCCGGCUUUUCCUAUUGCACGUCUUGCCCCGAAAUGUAUCAAGAUUGCUCGUCCCAUGGUGAAUGGAUACCUUGUGGAGCGAGAAGAAUACGAGUACUGGGCUAAUCAGUUGUUUGAUCUUUUGAAAUCGGGCGAGCUGAAGACCAAGAUUAACAAGAUAUUUCCAUUGGCAGAAGUACAGCAAGCACACAAGGAUCUUGAGGGCAGAAAGACCACAGGAAAGACACUGCUCAGACCUUAG
Talaromyces amestolkiae is the source of this 1005-nucleotide messenger RNA. RefSeq lists its product as uncharacterized. Gene Ontology annotation, molecular function: quinone reductase (NADPH) activity; zinc ion binding. Gene Ontology annotation, biological process: cellular response to oxidative stress. Lineage: Eukaryota; Fungi; Ascomycota; Eurotiomycetes; Eurotiales; Trichocomaceae. The transcript is spliced from 3 exons. Bases 1 to 1005 code for a protein of 334 amino acids. The record is from RefSeq and is a predicted model, not a curated record. Gene Ontology annotation, cellular component: cytoplasm.